AGUAUAACUUUAUACAUGUUAAUUCCAACAAAUGUAUGGGAUUUGUGAGAGCUUUAUGAAAAACGACAUACUUGGAUUCAAAAGGCGACAUCUAGGGAGAUUAUUUGUAUCCUUUAUAGGAUGGUACGACGGCUUAAACAAGCACGAUUAGUGGCCUACGUUAACUUUUGCCUCGUCAUCAACGCCGUGCCAGAAACUAGGCCUAUAGUAUGUGUCGUCCUUGAUUGGCUUCAGUGCAGCUUUCUCGUCUCGUUGCCAGUCAGUUACCAUGCAGUAUAAGAAAGCUCUUCCCUUGGCGUUAGCCUCUCUUGCCGCCGCUCAGACACCAAGCUUGAGCGACGCUCUAGGUUCUCAAAAUUCGUCUCUGUCAUCUCUGAAUGCUCUUCUUGCAUCUAACUCCCAAUUUUCCGAGUCUCUAAAUCAGUUGCAAAACGUCACCAUUCUGGCCCCCAGCAACGAUGCUUUUAGUGCCCUGACUAUCAACAAUGAAACCACCUCCCUGCUUGACAACUCCGACUAUUUGCAGGCUUUUUUGAGCUAUCAUAUCCUGAAUGGCACAUACUAUAACGAUAAUUUUGGGGAUGAAUCUGUCUUUAUCCCUACACUGCUGACCAACAGGACGUACACCAACGUAACUGGCGGUCAGGUUGUUGAGGCCCGGCUUCACGAUAAUAACGUGACAUUCUUCAGUUCUCUAAAGGAGAAUGCUACUAUCAUCACUCCUAAUGUGAACUUCACUGGUGGCACAAUCCACAUUAUAAACAGUUUCCUCAUUAUCCCUCAGAAUGUGACAGAGACUCUGUCUAACGCAAACCUCACUGCUGCCGAGGGUGCUAUCAGCACGGCCAAUCUGACUGACUCAGUCGUUGACACUCCCAACAUUACCAUCUUCGCCCCGAACAAUGACGCCUUUAACGCAAUCGGAAGCAUUAUUAGCAACCUUACUUCGGACCAGUUGACUAACAUUGUCGGCUACCAUGUUAUCAACGGCUCUGUCAACUAUAGCGCAGAGCUGCAAAAUACAACACUUACUGCCGCCAACGGACAGGAUAUUACCAUCACCGUGGUAAAUGGCACUGUAUAUGCCAACUCGGCAAAGAUCACAGUUCCCGACAUCUUGUUGGAGAAUGGCGUGAUCCACGUAGUCGAUCAAGUCUUAAACCCGGAUAACACGUCUGCAGCCCCUGAUACGACAGCUUCGUCAGCCACACCUGCGUUCACCAACGCCAGCUCCGUAUCCGAAGGUGUACCUUUCACCAGUGGCGUUACAACCCCUACUACUACUUUCCCCGCCGCUACAUCAGCAGGCGGUUCGGCAGAGUCGUCUAGUUCAGAAGACGCAGCUAUGCCCAUGAAGACUGGUGCUGUUGGCGUAGCUGCUCUCUUUGGUGGUGCAGCCAUUAUCGCGAACUUGUGAGGAAUACUGGUUGUAUUGAAUUAAAAAUUAAUAUGAAGGAAAACGCCGUUAAUGAAAAAGCGACGGAAAUUAUAAGGGGGUAUUUGUUCCAUUAAUGUAA
Messenger RNA from Daldinia decipiens, 1517 nucleotides. RefSeq names its product Fasciclin-domain-containing protein. Gene Ontology annotation, cellular component: fungal-type vacuole membrane. Gene Ontology annotation, biological process: macroautophagy. NCBI's taxonomy places the organism in Eukaryota, Fungi, Ascomycota, Sordariomycetes, Xylariales, Hypoxylaceae. The coding region runs from base 269 to 1417 and encodes 382 amino acids. The transcript is spliced from 6 exons. The record is from RefSeq and is a predicted model, not a curated record.